GGCUUUGCUGGCGAUUUUGUCGACAGACGCAUUUUUAUUGACAAGCUGUAAACACAGCGUAUUUCCUUGAAUUUUUAUUGAUUAUUGCAGGUUUAUAGCAUUUUAAUGUGAAAAGUGUGUUAAUUAGUUCAGUGAAAUGGUUUCUAGCGAGGAAGAACCGGAGGUGAAACCGAAUGACCCGCUAACAUGGGACGUCGAUAUGGAAAUUCAGUUGUUUUAUGCCAUGGCUAACCACAAGCCGGUCGGCAUAAACAAACAUUUUCACAUGGCAUGUAUUUGGGAAAAGCUCUCAAAUUCCAUAACUAAAGAGAUAUCAACGCAAGAUAUUUGGAAGCAUUUAGAAAGUCUGUAUGAUUUAAAUUUAUUGGAAGAUACUGAGCCAAUACCAUUUCCGAAUCAUGAAAUACCGUUUAGUUUACCAGAGACCGAAUUUGGAUCACUAAUGAAACAGAAAUGUAAGGAGGCUAUAUUAGCGGACGAUAGUGAAGAUGGGAGGAGCCCUUCACCUAAGCCUUCGACACCUAGAAGCAGUUCUAGGGGCACUGCGUCUAAAGAUAGUACACCCAAAGGCAGCCGUAAGGACAGUGUGAGCGCAUUGGCCACUAAAACCCGCAAAGAGAGUGGCAGUUCCCAUGCCUCGACUGAUACACCCAGCAUCAAGUCGGAAAAAGAUUAUGAUCGCAGGAGAGAUUCUCGUGACUCAAACGCGUCAGGCCCGCGGGACAGUUCGAGCAGUAGAAAGUCAACAUCGCAAAGAGAAAAAGUUCCAAAGACCAAAGUUAGCUCAGUGGCAGCAUGGGACUCUCCACUAAUAGACGAAGAUGUCGGAUCGCGACGUGGACGCAGAAGGGCUAACACCUCAACUCCUCCUGCAACGACACCAGCCAAGCGCAGGCGCACCUGACAAACACAUCCAAAUACAUACCGCCAUUUCUUCUGACAUACACACCCACGCACCUGGUGGGAACAUAGACCCCAUACAGGGCGAGCAAGACGACCCCAUGCCGUUGAUGUAUUCUUCUCCUAAAUGGUGGUUUAAAUAAAUGGUCAUAAAUGUGUAACGGACAUUUACAAUUUUGCAUUUGAACUUUGAACUGUGAACUUUUUGGUGAUUCUAAUGACGGAUGCUGAUUUUAGAUUACUGUUUGUGUAAUCUCUGAUAGAUUUAAGACAAAUAAACAUUUCUACUGAAUAGAA
Spodoptera litura is the source of this 1197-nucleotide messenger RNA. It is a transcript of the gene MrgBP, whose product is annotated as MRG/MORF4L binding protein. The record is from RefSeq and is a predicted model, not a curated record. Gene Ontology annotation, cellular component: nucleus; NuA4 histone acetyltransferase complex. Gene Ontology annotation, biological process: regulation of transcription by RNA polymerase II. NCBI's taxonomy places the organism in Eukaryota, Metazoa, Arthropoda, Insecta, Lepidoptera, Noctuidae.